Ficedula albicollis (Collared flycatcher) is the source of this 2810-nucleotide messenger RNA. Its product is annotated as torsin-1A. The record is from RefSeq and is a predicted model, not a curated record. Lineage: Eukaryota; Metazoa; Chordata; Aves; Passeriformes; Muscicapidae. The annotation marks the transcript as partial. The transcript is spliced from 4 exons. Gene Ontology annotation, biological process: nuclear membrane organization; protein localization to nucleus. Gene Ontology annotation, molecular function: ATP hydrolysis activity; kinesin binding; ATP binding. Gene Ontology annotation, cellular component: endoplasmic reticulum lumen; endoplasmic reticulum; nuclear envelope.
CCCGCAGAGCCCGCGGGGCCUUGCCGAGGGCCGCCGCUCCUGCCCGGCCCUUUGGCCCCUGCCCGGGCGGCACCGCGCCCGGCCCGCUCCCCGCCGCUCACACUGUGCUCUCUCCACGCAGCUCUGCAGGAGAAUUUGGACAAGAAGCUGUUCGGACAGCACUUGGUGAGCAAGGUGGUUGUAAAAGCCGUGAGGGGCUUCUUGAACAAUACCAACGCCAAAAAGCCUCUCGCGCUUUCCUUGCACGGCUGGACUGGAACAGGCAAAAACUUUGUCAGUAAGAUCGUCGCCGAAAGCAUUUAUAAAAGAGGGCUGCAGAGUAAAUAUGUCCAUCAGUUCGUGGCAACUUUACACUUUCCUCACGCUCACAGCAUCAGUCUCUACAAGGACCAGUUGCAGUCGUGGAUUCGGGGAAAUGUGAGCAUCUGUCCCAGGUCACUCUUUAUAUUUGAUGAGAUGGAUAAAAUGCAUGCAGGACUCAUUGACUCAAUCAAGCCCUUCCUGGACUACUAUGAGCUGCUGGAUGGGGUGUCCUACAGACAAGCCAUCUUCAUUUUCCUCAGCAAUGCAGGAGCUGAAAAGAUAACAGAAGUAGCACUAGAUUUCUGGAGAAAUGGGAGGACAAGGGAAGAUAUCCAGCUCACAGAUAUCCAAAAUGCACUCUCUGUGUCUGUCUUCAACAAUAAAAAUAGUGGAUUUUGGCACAGCACCUUGAUUGACAGAAACCUCAUUGACUACUUUAUUCCUUUCCUGCCUCUGGAAUACAGACAUGUGAAAAUGUGUGUCAGGGUUGAGAUUGAGUCACGUGGCUACACUGUGGAUGAAGACAUUGUGAGCAGGAUAGCUGAUGAGAUGACCUACUUCCCCAGAGAGGAGAGAAUCUAUUCAGAUAAAGGAUGUAAAACUGUGGAUGCAAAGCUGGAUUAUUAUUAUGACUUCUAAUGCUUUAUUGCUACAACCUGCAAAGAAGCAAAUUUAACUUAAUUACAAAGUGGGGGACCUGAGACAUUUCAUUUUUAAGUACUUUUUAAAGAAAGGAACACUAUUUUUUAACUGGUGUGUAAAUAAGCAGCAGUGCCUCUGCAUUUUUGUCACCAGUCACGGCUCCAGAGCGCUUCAGUCUUGUGCUGUGAAGGUAAGAAGGAAAUGCUUUGGGAAUUCCUGGAUCUGGCAGGGCUCAAGACUCUUUGAAUCAUGUGUCGAUCAUCAGAACCCUCUGGCAGACUCUUGACAGGUAUAGAAGGACUGAGACUAUGACCUGAUUUUAAUCCAAUUUUGCUCUGAUGUCAAUGAUCUCUAGACAAUAGUGAGAAUUUUAAUCAAAAUUCUUGUGUUUCUGAAAGCCUUCAUUGGUCCUGUGUGGGAAUAUGCAUUAAAAAUAGAGUAUGUGUCUUUGCCUUCAACAGCUUGGGCCCAGUAAAGAUAAGGGGGGAUUCUGGAAUUUAAAGAUUUGGGCUCUUCUAUCCAAUAUCAUACAGUGCCAUUGUUUUUUUCAACAACAAGGUAUAGUUUAGUCUCCUAUGUGUCAAACCAAGAAUAUAAACCUCUUUGUUGUGAAUAGUGUUCAGAGAGCAGACUUACUAUUACAAGGAAGUGAGUUAAAAUCCUUAAAUGCACACUAGUGUACUUAGUUCCUGUUUUAGGUUAGUCUUUAUGUAAAAAGUUGCCCAGAGCAGGCUCUCUUAGGAGAGGAGAACUGUGCUCUGGGAGUGGUGAGUCAGCUUCAUGGAAAGGCUGCAACGUCAUGGGAAAUGUGUACAGAUUAAAUUUUACACCAUGGACAUUGAAAAGAGGUUUCUCUUCUUCACUUACACGUUGAGUUCAGGGGUCAGCUUGCAGGGGUUUCCCUUUUUCAUCUUCUCACCAUACUGUGUGCCUUUGAGGCAGGGAUGGAGGCAGAUUUUAAAAAAAGGCAGAUUUGAAAAAAAAAAAAAGCCCAUAAAAUGUGUCCAUUGAAGUUACUGUGAAAGGUGUCAGACUUGUUUCUGAAUGUGAGCACUGCAGAGGCUUUUUUCAUUCCAGUUGCUGUUCAAAAUAAACUUUGCUCAUCAGAAAUUUCUUUCUUAGCUACCUUCUGGUGUUCUUUGCAUUCAGUGAUUUGCUAUUAAUUUUGCACAAGUUUACUCCAUGUUGAGGAAGAGCACAUUGCAUUCCUGGCUGUUCAAGCUGUGCUUGAGUACAGGUAUGUCCCUUCUGCAGUUCAAAGGGCAGAGAGAUAGGAGAUGUGACUCUUUGCUGUCUGGUAAAACAAAGCAAGCUUGGAGUGGAAACUGCACUUCUGGGCUGUUUAUACUAAUUACUGUUUAUACUAAUUACAGCUAUAUGGUUUUUGUAGAGGCAGACUUCCUCACUGCAUGUGUGCUCAAAAAGGAUGAACUUUUCUUGUAGAGACCAGUUAAACCCCUGCUGCUCAUCCCCUCCUCCCACUGUGGUACCACUGCCUGAACACUGCAGGCUGUUUGAAGCCACCCACGUUUUCAGUGGCAGCAUCUUGAAUUUUUUUUGUAAAGGGGGAGAAAAAAGGGCCAGUGAGGCUCCAAGUGUCCACUGGCUCUGAAGGUGUGUGAUAUGCAAAUUAUCAAUCUGCUAUUUGUCAGCAAAUUAAUGCUUUGAAUUGAGGUAUUUAUGUGUUUCUUUGACUUCCUGGUUAUAGCAAAUAACUGGAUAAUGGGAAAAAGCAGAUGUAAUGAUGAUAAACUUGUACUACUAUGGUCUGGUACCAAGAGAAUCAGUUCAACCAAGCUGUCUUGUGGCUCUUCCAGAACUAUCUUAGUUCUGCUUUGUGUGCCAGUACAGCAUCAAUACAAGCA